Sphaeramia orbicularis (orbiculate cardinalfish) is the source of this 5414-nucleotide messenger RNA. It is a transcript of the gene skic3, whose product is annotated as SKI3 subunit of superkiller complex. NCBI's taxonomy places the organism in Eukaryota, Metazoa, Chordata, Actinopteri, Kurtiformes, Apogonidae. The record is from RefSeq and is a predicted model, not a curated record. The coding region runs from base 241 to 4950 and encodes 1569 amino acids. Gene Ontology annotation, molecular function: protein binding. The transcript is spliced from 41 exons. Gene Ontology annotation, cellular component: Ski complex. Gene Ontology annotation, biological process: nuclear-transcribed mRNA catabolic process.
AGAAUCUGUACAGAAAAUAGAUUUGUAAGCUGUAUUAAUUAAGCUAUUAUUUAUCUAUAUAUGUUUACAUCGACUUUUUAUUCCAAACAACCUAGUUUAGAUACAGUGACAUGCUAGUAGCUAACUGAAGCUACACUGCAGUGAGCUGUGCUAACAAUAUAAACUAGUUGAGUUGUGUUACCAUGGUUGUCAUUAACAGUGAACAGUCAGCUUUGCAUUCUUUAACCACAUAAACUUAAGAUGUCUAACAAAGAAGUGAAGGUGGCGCUGAAAAGUGCCAGAGAGGCCAUUAAAAACAAAGAGUUUAAAGAAGCCCUCAAACACUGCAAGGCUGUAUUGAAACUUGAGAAAAACAAUUAUAAUGCAUGGGUGUUCAUUGGCUUGGCAGCCAGUGAACUUGAACAACCAGAUCAGGCACAGACAGCGUACAAAAAGGCAGUGGAGCUGGAGCCUGAGCAGUUACUGGCAUGGCAGGGCUUAGCAAAUCUUUAUGAAAAGACUGAUCAGUGGGACUUCAAAGCUGAGCUUCCCAAUGUCUAUCAGAAGCUAGUUGACCUAUACUCAAGCUCAGACAAGAGCAAAUGUUAUGAGAUGAUCAAAAAGUUGUCAGACAUCUAUCAGUCUGACAAAGAAUACUUAAAGUUGGCAAAACUUUGUUGUCAGCUCAUUAAACUUAAGGAGGAAGAAUCUGUGGAGAAGAAAGAGUUGGUGCAGCUGUGGCAGCAGAUGACCCACGUCCUCUCCGACUGCCUCAGUGAGGAAGAGCAAGACAAUGAAACUCAACAAUAUUUAAUCACAGCAUUUGAGAAGGCCUUGGUUCUCGCAGAUCCUGUACCAGGAGAAGAACACAGGAAGGCUUCAGCUGACCUUAUCAAAUGUCUUUCUAAAAUGCCAAAAGAAGAAGGUAAAAUGAAAGAAGCAUGUGAGACCAUGCUGUCCCUUUACCCCAAGCAAAGUUAUCCUCUUGAGGUCCUUUGUUCUCACUACCUCACAACUGAUAUCCUGAAUGAAGACGCAAUCAGUUGUUUCUCUCGGCUCCUGGAUCUGAACCCUGGCAGUGGGUUAGGUCACUUGGGUCUUGGCACUAAAGCACUUCAAGAUGGAAGGUAUAAAGAUGCCAUUAAGGAUCUUGCACAGGGGUUGCAGAAAAUGAACUCCAGUGCAGGAUGGUGCAGUCUGGCUGAAGCUCAGCUUAAAAUGCACAGAUACUCAGAUAGUGCUCUAUCAUGCUCUAAAGGUCUUAAUAUGUGUCUGUCUGGAGAUAAAGAGCUAAUGACAAGACUCCAGAGGUUGAGACUAGAGGCCUUAGCCAGGUGUGGAGACAAGAAGGCUGCUGAUCAGGCUUUGGAGACAUUUUCACAGAUUGCAGAUGCUGAAAAAGACCCCUUUAUUGUGGCCUUGAAAGGACGUGCAUACCUCAACAAAGGACAGGUUGAUGACGCCCUUAAGGUGUCAACAGCGCUGAUGGAGUCUCACCCUAACCUGGCCCAGGGUCUGGCACUGAAUGGACUGGUAUACAUAGCUCAAGACCAGCAGAAGUUAGCAGAGCAAAGUUUCUUGAAGGCUGCAGGCCAAAGCCCAGACUGUGGAGAGUAUUACUUCCUGUUGGGAUGGCUCUACUGGGACAUGGGAGAAGAGACCCGUAAAGACCGCAGCAAAGCCCAUACUCAUCUUCUCAAGGCUGCAAAGUUAGACCCAAACCUUGGUUGUGUUUUCCGCUACCUUGGACAUUAUUAUCGAGAGGUGGCAAAUGAUCGUAACCGGGCUCGAGGCUGCUACAAGAAAGCAUUUGAGUUGAAUGAUGAUGAUGCUGAGUCUGGCGCUGCCUCAGUAGACCUCUGUAUGGAACAGAAUGAUAUGGAUGCUGCAUUAGAAAUUCUUCAGUCGGUGAUACAGAAGGCCACCCCAGGUUCGGCUAAAUGGGCCUGGAUGAGACGAGGGCUUUACUACCUGAAGGUUGGACAACAUCAGCAGGCUACAGCAGAUCUGCAGGCAGCAUUGAGAGCAGACCCUGAGGACUGGGUGUGUUGGGAGUGUUUAGGUGAUGCCUAUCUGAACCGCAGGAGUUUCACAGCUGCCUUGAAGGCUUUCAGCAAGGCCCAUCAGCUUCAGCCCUCAUCCAUCUACAGCGUCUACCAGGCGGCUGCGAUUAAACAGACCCUGGGCAAGUUUAAAGAAGCUGCUGCAGAGUACAUACAGAUUACAGUGCAACAGGACUAUGUUCCUGCUCUGAAAGGCCUUGGGGAGUGCCAGCUAUCUCUGGCCAGAAGUUUAAUGGAGGACUGCAGAGAUGGAGGAGCCAUAGACCUCAUUCAGCAAGCCAUACAGAAUCUCUUUAGAGCAGUGGAGCUGCGUCCAGACUUGUCCUGUUUGUGGAAACUACUUGGUGAUGCUUGCACUGCAGUCAGCAUUGUGUCUCCAAGCAGAGCCCAGGUUCUAGUUCCAGCUCUGCUGGCUGGUUUAGACCCCAAGGCCCCAAAUCAAAUGCUGGACCAAGCCCAAACACUCAAAGUUGGUGAGAGGUGUUAUGCUCAUGCUUUGAAGCUGAUGCCCGAGGCUCCCAGUCUUUGGUAUGACCUUGGCCUGAAUUAUCACAGACAGGCUGGCUCAUCCUUUCCCACAGACAAGGACCAGAACUCCCUGUCAGAGCUCCUUGAGAAGGCCCAACAGUGUCUGAAAAAGGCCAUCAUGAUGGAUAGUGGAAACCACAGCUACUGGAACUCCCUUGGUGUGAUUUCUGUGAGCAAAGGCCUUGAGAACUUUGCUCUGGCUCAACAUUGUUUCAUCAAGUCCAUUGAAGUUGAGCCAAAUAAUGUUGUGGCUUGGACCAACCUUGGUACACUUUAUUUAAGGAAAGACAAUAUAGAGCUCGCACACGAGGCCUUCAAGAUUGCCCAGUCCUUGGAGCCACUUUAUGUCAACUGUUGGAUUGGACAGGCGAUGAUAGCGGAGAAAGUUGGAAGUUAUGACACCAUGGAUCUUUUCAGGCACACCACCGAACUCAGCACACAUAUGGAGGGAGUGAAAGGUUAUGCCUACUGGGUGUGUUCCACUCUGCUGGAUAAAAGCAACAGAGACUCUGAACUGUACCGUUACAACAUAGUUCAGAUGAAUGCGAUCUCUGCUGCUCAGGUGGCAUUGAGCAAGUACACAGAGCGAAUCCAGUCUGACCCGGACGCCUUCAUUAUGCUUGGCUACCUGAAUGAGCAUCUGCAGCUGAAGAGACAGGCCUUGCAGGCUUACCAAAGAGCCGCAGAACUUUUGCAGUCUACGCCGUCCACUGAACAACUAGCUUUUGCUCUGGGCAGUUAUGGCCGUGCCUUGUGUACCUCAGGUCAGUGGGAAGAAGCUGUGCAAGUUUAUAAAUCUACUCCACUCCAAGAACUCAGCGACUUGGUUGGAGUAGCUCUUGCCUACUGCAGAGCUGGACUCAUCCCAGAAAGUAUCAAUGCCUAUGAAUGUGCCUUGGCUGUGACCUCCAGUGAGAAGGAGAAGGCUUAUAUUUUGACAGCUCUGGCAUUGCUGCAGCGCCGACAGGGCAACAUAGACUCAGCCAAGACUCUGCUGUUUAAAUGCUCCAUGCUAAAGGAGCCAAUUCCCGAAUCACUACUGUGCCUAUGUGCCCUGGGUUUGGUCCAAGGUGAUGCUACGCUGGCUGCUGCUGCCCUUACUGAGCUGCUGAAGCAAGGCUCCGACUCUGGGACGGUUACAGAGCAGCGAUGUCUGCUUACAUGCGCCCUGCUGUCAUUGCAGGGCAACUACAGUGCUGUGCAGAGAGAGGCCUCCAGAGCUGUACACAAAAAUCCUGGAAACCCAUCGCUCUGGGCCUUGCUGUCCAGACUUGUACCACAAUACUGUCCCAGAAAGGCAAAUGGUGGAGCAGUGGCUGGCCAUGUUGCUUGUCUCUCCAGUAUGACCCAAGGAAAGAGGGCGUUGUUGUACAGUGGAGUGAACCAGCUAGCUGGUGGGAGACACUCUGGAGAGGAUGGUCACAGGAAUGCACUGAAGACAAUGCAGAGAGCUGUGCUGCUCUGCCCUGAUGAUCCUGCAACAUGGGCAGGAUUAAUGGCAGCCUGUCACACAGAAAACACUUCCUGCUACCUUUCUGGCUCUGCUCCUUGUAGAAAAGGACUAGAGCAGACCCUCAUGUCAGUGGUGUCUGAAAAAGUGCGGAGUGUUGAGGAAAUAGAGCGUCCUCUGGCCCAGACCCUAGAAGGUUGGGUGCUACAGCAGGCAGUGACUGGUCUGGUGCUGGGGGGACAGCUGGAACAGGCAGAGGCCCUCUGUUCACAGGUGCUGAGUGUUUCUCCAGAACAUCCAGCAGUGAUGCUGGCACUUAGACAGGUUCAGUGUCAGCGCCUUCUUUUGGCUGAAGGUACUAUUCUCCCAGACACUGUGCUGGAGCAGCUCAACAGCGCUGUAAUGACGAACCCCACCAACAUAAAUGCAUGGCAUUGGCUUGCAGAGGUUUAUCGAAGCCAAGGCCUUUUGGUCCAGGCGGUUAUGGCAUAUAGACAGAGUCUACAGAUUGCUUCACAACUCAGCCUGCACAGCAGCCAGGUCAGCAGCCUGCUCCGACUGGCUCUACUGGCCCUUGGAUUGUGUAUGGCAGGUGUCCCAGGAAAUGACUGGAAGGACCUGGCACUCGAAGCCACAACUGAAGUCUUGAAGCUGGGCUCAUUCCCUAUGGCCCUACUCUUCCAGGCCCUGCUCCAGUAUGUUACCAAGAUGGCUGCUAGGGAAACCAGGCGUUUAUUGGAAAGGCUGGUUUACGUGCCAUGUCAAGACUUCCCUGUGACAGUUGUGCAGGUGGCCAGCUGGUACCUCCUCAGACAUCUGAAGUCCAAAAAUGAUGAGGAGCUUUUGAAUGUCCUUUUGGAACAUGCCAAAAAGAAUAAGGAUCAAAGACUGCUUGAGUUUCAUUCACUGCUCGCCUCUUCCACAUCCUGAAUUACGCCAGAAUCUCUACAAACUCAUACAGCAACAAGUCUACCUAAUGCCUGAAGCCAUCACUAAUGCAACUUUCUGUGCCUCUUUGCUAAAUACUGUAUGAAAUCAUGUCAGAUAUCAUGAGGCUGGUAUUGAGAUUUAUUAAUUCACUUACAUCAUGAUCAGUUAAAUAAAUCAGUCAUAAGUGUUGAUUCAGAACAUACUUAAAAUGAAAUAACCAAAACCAAGCAGAAAUAAACAACAAAUUGCUCAUUAUAUCAAAAAUGUCUCUUGUGAUUGCAUCUUUUUUUCAUUGCAUAGUAGAAGUUAAAGCUAUUGGAUAACAUUGUAAACAGUACAUUGUUGAACAUUAUUUCCACACAACAGUACAUUUGUCCUUCCAAAAACUUUGACAAAAAGUUUGAUGAAUAUCCAGCUGUAACUGUGUUGCGGGAGUACAGUGUUUCCUUUACAGAAUGAAAUGG